Molecule: messenger RNA, 23431 nt
Organism: Pelobates cultripes (western spadefoot toad)
Lineage: Eukaryota; Metazoa; Chordata; Amphibia; Anura; Pelobatidae
Source: the annotation of a GenBank genome assembly
AUGGGGCUCCUGAGUGUGGACUUGUUAAUCACACUCCAGAUUUUGCCAGGGUUCUUCUCUAACUGCCUUUUCUUGGCUCUGUACGAUUCUGUUGUGUUGGUAAAACACGUGCUCCUGCAACUAAAUCGUUCCAAAUCCAGCCAGAGUCAAUGGCGACGGAUGCUCACCCCUGAAGGGCUGCGCUGCGUCUGGAAAAGUUUCCUAUUGGAUGCCUACAAACAGGUAUGUAGGCUUACAAAUAAAUGCCCUUAAAGGAACAAUCAUAUAAUCUAUGUAAUGUUUAACAAUGCCUUUCAAUCUUCUCUAUUUAUAUUAAUUGAUCAUUUACAAACAAAAAGUUAGAAAAAUAACAAAUAAAAGUAAAUUCCAAUCUUUAGAAUGUGUGCAUGUGGCGUAAAAUGUGUUCAGAUUAAAUAUAUAGUAUUGAAUACAUACUUAGUAUUUUUAGCUGUUAAUGCAUUAUCUGAAACUAUGUAAUUUAAAACAUACAUAAUGCAGCCUUCUACUUGUACUUUUGUUGAAUUCUAGAAGGACUUUAGCAGGUGGAAGAGAGAAAUCUAUGCCUUAAUUCAGAGAGUUACAAAGAUACUGUAAUCUUUAGGUUUUACAAACAAAAUGUCAUCUCCUUAUAGCAUUUCUUGUUUAUCUAAUAAAAGCUGUUUUAGAGUUGCAGCUCAGUGAAGCUCUGCAUUUCAGAAUAGGACAAGAGGAAGAAAAAAUAAAUAAAAAAGGCAGGUUUUAUUGCUUAGUUGUCUGUACAAGGUCUACAGAUUUAAAGAGCUUCCGGUGGUUUGAUAGCUACUCACGCUGAUCAUUGAAACAAACUGUCAUUCAAACCUCAGCAGGAGCUUCACGCUGUGCUGUACGCAGAUCCGCGUGUUCCCAAACACUGCACACAAUGAUCUGGGCAGCUGGCUGCUGCAGGGCUAAAACUGCUGGAAAGAGCUUGUAAAACGUACCAGAAUGCAUGCAGCUGCCACUACGUAGAGUAGAAAAAAAGUUUGGGUUAAGGUUUGUCGGGGCGGAGAGAAACCAAGAACACAAAUAAUGUGCUUUGCUUUCAGAUUGUUGAAUAAUUAUUUUAGUCUCUUGGCUUGCACACUUGGUUUGAUUAAUGGAUCACAAAAUGACAAGGGUUCUUUAAAUAUGUAUGUACAGUAAAGCACAAACUAUCACAGGUUUUAUCUCAAUAUAAAGGCAACUAGGAUUAAAUAAAAGCAUUAUUAUCUGGCUAACUACAUUCAGAAGCCAUUGCAAAGAACAAGUACACAGCUCUCGUAUGUUUUUGCAAGGUACAGGUCUGAUUACAGUUGGACAGAAUUUGCAAACUCCCCUUCUGUUCCCCACACACUCUGGUAAAUAAUUCCAGUACCAGAGUCGCAAACCCACCUGUAGGCUAAAACAUGGGGCAAACUACCUCAAUGGCGCCCUCUGCUGGCAGCCUCAAUUUGUCUGUAGAAUCCAAGGUAGACAAAGUGCAUUUUUUGUGAACUAAUUAAGUGAAUGCAAGAUCCUGCAACAUUGUAGGGACCAUAUUGAUGCAGUCUGGACCAGUCUUGCAUGCAUCGUAAUACACAAUUAUACAUAAAGUAAAUCUGUUUAUCCUGCCAUUUUAAAGAUGGACCAAUAAAGAUCAACACUGGUACUUGGAGGCAGACAAAAAUCACAAGCAUUGUUAUUUAGCUCUUGGACUUACAGCGCUCCUAAUGUAAGAAGGCAAUGGCUACGUUUCUAAGUGGUGAUUACAAUGUAGGAGGGAGUGAUGACAAUGUAGGAAAGGGGUAAUCCCAGUGUCUGGGGAGGAUGUUGGAGAGGAGUGAUAAAGCUGGUAAACCUUAUGUGAGUCCAGAGUACAAGCCAACUCCUAUAAUGUAAGCUAAAUAAACACUGCAGAAACUAAAAGGCUGGACCACUCUACCUCUUUCUGGACAUAUAUGGUGUAAAUAGGACACAGUGCAUGCUGAUCUGUUUCUAGUGCAUGUUAUACACACACAAAUACAGAUUUAUUACAUACACAGACAAACACCUCUCAAAUUGCAGCAGUCAUGAAAUGGCUAAGCCUAUAUGCACACACUCCUUUUCAGUAGAGCUGAGCAUAUUGAAUGUGUAAUUAAAUACUUGGCAGUAAUUAAACUCAUCCCAUGGGAUGAAUAAAAUUGCUGCCCAAGCUGAGAGCUGCUGUACUUGACCUUGCCAUCAACUGACCACUCUGCUUAGUUUUGAGAUUAACGCAGUUAGGUGAGAUCAUGGCACAGGCUCUUCACAGUAAGCCGCGAAGGCAUCUGUUAUGGGAAAUGGGGAUGUGUACAAAGUGCGCAGGUGCAAGAAGCAAAAGUUGCUAUAGUGUUUGGAGCGUCCAUUACUUAUAAAUGCAAUUUUUUCAAAUGAGGUGCUGGGUGUAUUUAUGAGGAGCCUGAAACAUAUAAAAAAAUAUUUUCUAUAUCAUCACUUGCUGGGUGAGAAGGAUAUCCCUGCAGGUUAUACCCACUGUAUCAUCAGAUCAUUUUGAGCAGCGUGAUUUAGAAAAAUAAUUUACAAAACUGAGCCCCUUUAAUGAUCUCUUUGACCAGUAUUGAACAUUACAUGUUAAUGUUGCUGUCUAAAUAAUUAACCCAGACAGACAACACAUUUUCUUGUACCAAGAGUGGCUGCUGAUGGCAGCUCACCCAAUACAAAAGACUAGAAAACAAAAAGACUGGUUCCACAUUUGCCGGUAGUGUUCCAUAUCUGAGCAAGAAAGGUAGACUGUUACUCUCACAUACAAGAUAUUUGAUUUCACAGUUUCCUUCAAUCCUGUCUAUUUUUCUGUAAACAAUUAAGGAGAAAGUAAAAUUUGAAUACAAAUACUCCAGAUUUUUUAGAAAUGCUGCAGGGCUGUAUUCAUGCUGUGCUUUUUUUUUUAGUAAUAUUUUGGCAUUCAUUUGUGGGUGAGUGCUAGAGUUUCCCCAGGGAAUUAAAUAACCUGCCAGCAGCAUGUGUUCCUUUGGGCAGAUCCGUCUGUUUUUGAUUUGUGUUUAACUGCGCUCUAAAAACAACCAUGAACUUUAAUUUACAAACAGGUCAGAAACAGACCAGAAAACUAACUUCUGCAGCCAGUAAGAGUAAGGACUAGUACAACAUGUUGCCGGCUUUUCUACCAUUACUGCAACAUUGCAGAAUACACAGCCUGUUUCUCUUCCACAUCAAGAUCAUUACAGGAUACACAGCACAGCAAGUAUUCUUUCCAGGGUUAAACAUUACAAGAUACACAACCAGCUUCUUUCAUGGAACUAGAACAUUACAGAACUUGCAUAUGUUUUGUUUCUGUGCAACAAUGCAGGACAAGCAAUGUAUUUCUCUCCUAAACAGCAUUUGCAUUAUUGUAAGGACAAUUAAGGGAACACCACAACAUUAGGAAUACAAACCUGUAUUCCUAAAAAUAUAGUGAGACUGUCCCCACUGUGUGUAAUAAAAAUUAGGAAAAUAAAAGGUUUUACUUAACUUUUUCCAGCUCUGAAGCUUCCACACCUGCUGCAGUGUAAUCGGGGGGAUAUGGCCUAGUCCAGCGAUGGUCAAAUUCAAUGCUACUCAUAAAUGACCAUCGCGCAUGCAUCCAAUGCUUUCCUACAUACUGCGGUGUCCUGUGAACAGGUUUUUACUCUGUCAGUGCAGCGGAAGCGACUUUAUUGAAUGUCUGGAAGACCCAGCAAUGCAAACAUUGUAGUUUUUGGAAAAAAGAAAUGUUUUGUAUUGCUGUGUUAAAAUGACUGGAAAACUGCAACGUGGUACUUUCAGCAUGUGCUAAGUAGCAAUUCUGUAGCUACUGGAUGCACAUGCAGCCAAUCACAAAAUUCAUACAUGCACCUCCCAUCACACUCCUGCAUCGACCGCACAUGCAGCUCGAUUCUGGGGGAAAAGCAAAUGGGAAGAGGAAGUGAAUGACUUACAGAAGGGGAAAAUAGACAAGCAAAAGAGAUUGGAAAAUGAAACUGAAAGGUUAAAGCAUGACAUGAUACAUAGCCAGCUCCUCUAUCUCCCAGGGAGAGAACUACAGAAUACACAGUCUGCACCUUUGCUAAGCUUUAUAAGAAAUGAUAGAAUAUACAGUCUGCGCACCUUCCAGACCUACAACACAGUCAGCAUCUUUCCUAGAGUUAGAAUAAUCUAGCAGCGUUAUUUACUAAAGUGAAAAUGUUAUAUGAAUUAAAAGUUAAUUUCAAAAUUAAAGGGACACUUCAGAACCCAACUGCAUUGGGAAGUCUGUAAUUGGACAGGUACAAAACACCUGGGCGGGAUAAGUAGGAGAAAACCUUUUCUGUUUUUAGAUAUUUCCCCAAUGAAAAAAUGCAUCAUUAAAUGGAUACAGGUUUCACUGGGGGUAUAUCUCCUAAACAGUGAUGUUUAUUCUUACAUUUAAUAUUUGGGUGGUAGAGUGUUCCUUCAACGUCGAUGUAGCCUAACUUGAAAACACGUUAGCUAUGCCUCCAGUUCCAGUUCAGAUAUACUGUCCUUAAAUUGAUAAUUCACGUUGCAUUCACACUUUAGUAAAAAGCCCUGUUCGGUAUAGAGUCUGCAGAUCAUCGAGGAUUAGAACAAUAUAUAAUACAUAUCCCGAUUCAUUCCUAGGGUUAGACAUUUACACAGCCUACUUAAAGGGUUACUCCAAGCACCAUGACCACCUCACUGACUUUAAGUGUUCGUGUACAGCGUUUUACCUUAAAACAAUUCACAUACUGAUUUUCAUCGCUCCAGCUGUGUCAUUGGGGUGUCAUCAGCCAGCCCAGUACUAGAGUUCAGGGUUGGCUAAUGGCAAUUUUGUACAACUUUUAUUUCACAGAUAGUCAUUGGUGGAGAACUGUCAGCUGGCUGAAUGGAGACAGCCACAGCUUCCAGGGCUCUUACAGAAGUGAAGCACUGUACCAUCAGUGAACAUACCAAGUACUAAAACAAAAUAACGGGAUAGAUUGCCUGUUCUUCUCCCAUGAUAGAAUGCUGCAUCUCUCUAAAGGUUAGAACAUCACUUAACACAUAUCCUGCUUGCCUCUUAGGAUUAUUUAGGACCAGAAUACAUUCUACACCUUCCUUAGGGUUAGAAUAUUACAGGACACCCGUCCUGAUUCUCUCUUGGGGCUAGAAUAUUACUAGACAUACACCCUGCAUCUUUUCCAGGGCUAGAUCAUUAUAGCAGACCUAUAGAGCAGACCAUUACCAAAUACACAUCUGACAUCUCAGUCAGGGUUAGUACAUUAUAGGAUACAGAGCAUACAUCCUCCUUGGGUUAUAACAUAAAAAAAAAAAAAACAACACACAGUUCCUUACUAAGGGUUAAAACAGCCCAUGUCUCCUGUACUGCUUCUCACUCGGGGCUGAAACAUUACAUAAUACAUGCCCUGCUUUUCUUCUAGGUUUAAAAUGUACAUACUAUGACGUACAUCUUUCUAAAUCUGUGUCUCUCCAACGGUUAGAGCAUAUAGGAUACAGAGCCUAAAUUUUUUUGAUGUUUAGAACAUUACAGGAAAAACAGCAUGCGUGUUUCCAUGAGUUAGAAAUAGGACACACGGUCUGUUUCUCUCUCGGGGUUAUAACAUCCCCAGCCUGUUUUUCCACGAGGAUUAGACAUGUACAGGAUUUGAGAUCACCAAAAUUUACUCUCUCAGCCAAUCCAAUGCUUUCCUAUGGGCAGAUGAGGGGUGGAGCAAGAUGUGAGAAAUACUGUGCGGCACUGGAAAAUGUUCUCCAGGUUAGGCAAUAGUUGGCAAAUAUUGAUAGAAGGAACACACUGCACACUAUCCCCAUAAAGCAGGUAAAAAGCAUAGGUUUAGGAUACACAAAUCCUCAUCGGGAAUGUGACAGGCAGUCAUAACCAAUCACUCCCUUUUGGAAUGAUGCCCACAAGCCAAAUCCUGGUUUAUAGGUUUGUUAGUGCAGAAUCUAUUUUUGGGACAAUAGGGUACAGGUUCCUUAGGGAGUUUCCCUAUUACAUUUAGGUCAACCCAUUUAUAUAUUUAUAUUAGAAGACAUUACUUCUAGGAUGUAUCUUAUGUUCUUAGGUUUCAAUGCAUAAGACUCUCAAAAAGACAGAAUCUUUAGCUUUUUCAUAUCUCCCCUCCCAAAAAAGUAUUAAAAAGCAGAUUUUUGCCUUUAAUUAGUGGCAGAGAAUAAAUGGAAAAGCAAAUGUAUUGACAGAUCUGCAAUUUUAAGAAUCAUGUGAUAAGAAGCUGCGGCACUUACUCUGCUACAUAAAAAAAAAAUAUAUAUAUAUUUAAAAAAUGCUGCUCCAAAUCUUGCUGGCUAGAGUAGACAUGGUUACUGUACAGAGCUGUGAAACUUGGAAAAUGUAUUGGAGAAAACAUUGGCUUCAUCUUCUACUUCUCUUGGAUGCAUAAGGGUCAAUUGUUUUUUAAAUUAAAAGACAGCCGUUUUGGUUUGGAUAAGCCUGGCCCUUACUCAUGUGGAAAAGUAGAGUCAAAGUAAUCACGUGUAACCAUUUUGUUGCUGUAGCAAGGUCUGUGCUUUCCACAUGUGCAGUAUUGAAAGAGUGGUGCAGUCAGUAAGAAGAAAGCACAGUACGUUAGUAGGACAGCAACGCACAGACAGGGAAAAAUGAGCGUGCAACACAGAGUGCCAACAGUUGUGGUGUUUACGAUGCUGUAAAUUUUAAGUGCUUUUCUCACAAAAGUUUUCCAAAACCCAUGUGGAGCGUGAGAAAAAAAAAAGAAAUAAAGAAGGGGGAAAAAAAAGAUGCUCCAAGGCUUUUAAAAGUCAGAUGGAAACAGUUUGGACACACUACAGGUCAGAAAUGGAGCAGCGGAUAAUUGAGUCCUUUUGGACAGAGUUAGGAGCUUACUAACUCACUCUAAACGAGGUGUCUGAGGAUCGUUACGGUUCUGUCACAUCAGUGCAAAAUAUCAAAAAAGCUAAAUUAACAGGUUUGGUAAAUGUUAAAACAGUUUUAAGACACAGUAAAACUCUCACAUAUAGAUGGAUAUCUGUACUCUACAAGUGACCUGACAAAGAAAAGCAGACAUUGGUGAUCCCAUUUAUAAUUCAGGGACUUCAAAUGAAACCAACGACUAAUGUUGCAUUAAAAAAAAAAAAAAAAAAAACAGUAAACCAAAAUUUAGCUUCCUGCAGCCAAGAAGAAUCGUUAAAAGAGUUAUACCAAGAUAUUUUUUUUUAAUUCCUAAAUUAUAAGGAAAGCAAACAAUGACCAUGAUUACUACACAUGAUGUAAUCCAAACAAACUCUGAAUACAAUGCUGAGAUCCGUAGAAGUCAGGAUAGAUAUUAUAUGUCUACUUACUGCAAGAAUCACUUAACUCUGCUACCAAAACAUACCAUGCGUGGGAAUACAGCACAAACAUUAGCUACUGGCAGAUGAAGCGCUAGGAGAUGGAAAGGAAGUACUAAAUAAAGAUGUUGAUGAGGGACAGGCUAAGAUGAGGCUAUUCAAGCUGUUGUCCGUUUUCAGUACUCUCUUGCACCUUGUUUUUUUACUCUCCAGGUUAAUCCGGAUGUGGACCCCUUGCUCUCAGUGCCUAGAGAGAUAUCAGCUUUACCGCAGUGACGAGGCCCAACAAGGCUGAAACGAUCAUCUGGGGUUGCUGUAUCUCUCAUGCAGACAGAGUUGCCAUGCAUUUUGUAUCUGGACCGCCCUUUUGGGUGGGAUCAGUCUGAUUUGCAAAUGGUGCUGGUUCUUUUUGUAAUGGGCUAAAACCAGCUUGAGAUCUGAGCAGGGUCCCACCGAAGGGCAAGUUAUUUGAGCAGUUGUUCGUUCUCAGUACUCUCUUGCACCUAUACGCUAUACAUUGCAAUUUUAUCUGAGUAGAGUAAUUUCAGAUUGUUCAAAUUAUUUAUCUUUAACAUUUAUACUGUUAAAAAGGUCAAGCAACUUCAUUUAAAAUCUUACAUUAAUCUGCAUGAACACUUGCAUGUGCUGCGUCAUAUUUUGCAGCUUUCGCAAUAGCAUACAAUAUUAUGCAUAUCAAUAGUCUCAUCAAACACAAUACACCAUUAAUUAUGUAAACGGCAAAAAAUUACUUUUUAAAACAAAUAUAUAUCUAUAAUCAAAAUGAAUGUCCAGACUGAGGGCUGUAAUUAUGUGUGUAUGUUUAUUUGUGUGAGUCUUAACGCAACCUUAACUUGUUUUAGAGGCAGAAAGCCUCAACAAGAUGGUGGCCCAAGGCAGAAAAAGACCCAUACAACAGGCCUUAUUUUAUCCUGCAUCUUAGCAGGUGAAGUGCUGAAAUAAAAGAAGAAAGCGUAAAAACGGAAACAAAAUAAUGACCACAGACAUCACAGGCAAACAAAUAAUUAGUCCUAAUUGGUAUGAUGUCAAGCAUUGAAAGAAGUCCAGAGCACUAAAUGAGCCAUUGAAAGGUAUUACAGGGCAUCCUCAAGGCAAUCAGCGGAUUGCAAUAUAAAAAAAUAAAAAUAAAAAACACUUGCUAUUAUGUGAAAAUAAGUAUCUUGUGUUUUUGUUUAUAAGAAUAAGAUUUUUGCUGAACAUAAUACAAUGCUAUUUUUAGAUGUAAAUAUGUAUAUUUUUAUUUAUUGGGGGCAGAGAAUAAAAAGGACCCAAUAAUGACUCACAACAUGUCUUGGACAUCAUAACUACAACAGGAAGCAUGUUUCAACCUGGAGAUUUAUGCUCACAAAUGUUUGACCUUGGGCUGGAGUAAGAACCUGCCUGGGAGAAACCAGGUGCUGAAACAGAUUUAAGGGGCUGUCGCCCCACUAAUGAUGUGAAUUUACUAGCUGAUAUUUCUGGCUUGGUUUCAGUAAUAAAUAUUAACCUAUUGUGUGGCAGCAGACCUGAAAACGCCCAUUUUUCCUGUCACACUCAGCUUUUGUAGAAUGUUGAGAACAUGAGAAAUUUUCCUUCACUUGGCUCAUGUCUGUAUCCAGGGAGGUUUACACUCCACUUUGGGCAGAUCUCAUUUUCUAAAGCAUAAAGCAGACUCAAGAGGAAUAUGCCAAAUACAUAAAUAUAGAAAAAUAUAUAUAAAACAAAACAAAUGGAGAUGGCUCACCACGUGAAGUGAACGGUUAAACUGGGCUGAAAAUAAUUAUGUGCAUUUUUCCCCAGUUAACAGACAAUGCAAAUAAACAUUUUUUUUUUUUUUUUUUAUAAACUUGUAAUUUAGAUAGACCCCAUUGGUCUUUACAUGGUUAAAGUGAAAUAAUAAAUAGAAGGUUACUGCAUUUGAAGGUAGGAUUCAAAGAAACAGACAAAACAAUUAUAUUGAUAGAAUUUACCUGGGAAGAUUUAUAGGCAUGUCUGUCCCUUUUUGUUGCACAGUGCCUUCAGGUAGUUAAACAAGGAUAAUUGUCCAUCAAUGUUCAAUCAUUCCCAGAUUACUGAUUGGCUGAUCUAGGAAAAGGACAUGCCACUGUCAGUUGCACUGCUAGAUGGUAGAAUCAAUUCAUGAGCAAGGUAAUCACUGCCUGAAUCAUGCACUUUUGUAAACUAUUUAAAUAUAAUGCCAAAAACUGAUUGUUUUCCUGGCACUGGAGAGUCCCUUUAAGAUGAUCUGCAAAUAAAAUAAUAUUGAAGGGGAUUCAAUUCAUUCUUUAUAACAACUACUACUGGUUUGAAAACUGCUUCUAUUUAUAAAAAAAAUAAAUAAAGGGCAGAACUACAGGGGCUAAGUUUGCCCCUAACUUCACCAGUUUAUUUAUGGGAGACUGGGAGGAUCAUAAAGUUUGGAAUGAACAUAUUUGUCUAUACAGGAUAUAUAUAUAUAUAUAUAUAUAUAUAUAUAUAUAUAUAUAUAUAUAUAUAUAUAUAUAUAUAUAUAUAUAUAUAUAUAUAUAUAUAUAUACAUAUACAUAUACAUAGAUACAUACAUACACACACCUUUAUUUGGGAAGCAGAAGACACUGAUUUGUAAACAAUAUGGAAUUGUGAAAUUCUAAAUCACCAACUGAUUAUACUGUGGAGCAAAUAGUGUUUGGAGCGCUUUUAAAACAAUACACUUUUCUCCUUGAAUGGCCUAUAAAUAAAGUUAAAUAGUGUAUGAAAUAUAAUGUAACAGCUUAACAUAGAGCCUAAAAAAAAAGUAGGCAGCCUAAUAAUAAACUAGGGAAACCAGCAAGAGCGCAAUAUAUGAAAAAACUCAAUUUUCUUUUUGUUUACUUAAUCUUUAUUAUUGUGGACAUUGCUUAGAUAAUACCAAAACAUGAGUGUCUCAUAAAAUUUAAGACAUGAGAGCAAAUACAGUAACACACUGUUUACGAUGGAAAGCCGAUUCUGAUAUGAAUAGUUGUUUGCCCAAAAGAAAAUAACCAGUCCGUGUAUAAGGUGCUAGUUUAGCUGAUGAAUGUCUUAGAGGUUAGAUAUUCUUAAAAAUCCUAAAAGGAACACUAUAGUCACCUAAAUUACUUUAGCUAAAUAAAGCAGUUUUAGUGUAUAGAUCAUUCCCCUGCAAUUUCACUGCCAUUUAGGAGUUAAAUCGCUUUGUUUCUGUUUAUGCAGCCCUAGCCACACCUCCCCUGGCUAUGAUUGACAGAGCCUGCAUGAAAAAAAUAAAAAUAAAAACUGGUUUCACUUUCAAACAGAUGUAAUUUACCUUAAAUAAUUGUACCUCAAUCUCUAAAUUGAACUGUAAUCAUAUACAGGAGGCUCUUGCAGGGUCUAGCAAGCUAUUAACAUAGCAAUGCAUAAGAAAAUAUUUAAACAGAACUUGCAAUAAAGAAAGCCUAAAUAGGGCUCUCUUUACAGGAAGUGUUUAUGGAAGGCUGUGCAAGUCACAUGCAGGGAGGUGUGACUAGGGUUCAUAAACAAAGGGAUUUAACUCCUAAAUGGGAGAGGAUUGAGCAGUUCUAUACACCAAAACUGCUUCAUUAAGCUAAAGUUGUUCAGGUGACUAUAGUGCCCCUUUAAAGAUAGCAGUCCGCAAAACACAGACAUGGGUUACCAUGAAAACCUGAUUGCAAAAGUGUGCAUUUAAUUUAAUCAACACAAGAACAGUGUAUUUUAUCCAAUUUAGUUUUUAAAUACACUUUUCUUAACAUCUUGGUAACUUCAGAAUGUUUAUUUACUAAGAAUGUAUUAUUUAAUUUAUUUGGACCGCCCCCUUACUAUGCUUAUAAGGGUUUUAAAUACCAAGAAGACAGUGAGUGACUUGGUACCACUAAUGAAGCCCAAAGAGGCAAAACAUUUCGCUGUUGGAACUUUAACAUAAAACAAAAAUGUGACCCUAUUUAACAAAACACGAAGGAACAAUUCCCAUCUUCACAAUUUUCAUCACCCAGAGACUGACAGAGAUUCCUAUUGGGAGCUACCUCAGGGACUGUUAUGCCUGUAAUAUCCCAACAAUAUGUGAGAGCCCAAUUUGCUUUGUACAUUAUAUAUAUCAUGAAUACAUUUUAUCAGUUUUUUUUUUUGACAAUCUUUAUUUUCAAAUUUUAUCAUUUUUUCAAGGAAAGAUGUAGUAACGGUAUAACGUCAAUUUUAACAUCAGUGUUCUGAAUAGCUUAACAACAUUCGUCACCAUUGUUUUAACAUUCUCAAAACAGUUUUCUCAGACAAUAUUUCUAUAUUUUCCAUCUCAUGCUUUAGAUAGGAUUAUUUAAGGUCAAGUUUCUAGACUCGCAUCCCCACUAGCCUACAAUGCGCAGUUUAUUGCACCUAUGGUGUGCGCUUUACGUGUAGGGUAUGAAUCGGUGUCUAGUCUGGGUGCUGUGGGGGGUAUGUUUUCUGACAUGCUACAUUUCUCAUUUCACGUUUCAUACCAAUAGUGUCAGGAGCCUUUUUGUCGCUUGACAUGUAUAUAUAUAUAUUGUUGGGCAUGGUAUAGGGUCACGCUAGCGAGAAAAGAUAUUUUUAGUGCCUUAACUCCUCCCCAGACUACUCAGCACUUAUUAACAUUCAAGGCCAUCUUGUCGCCUGGUUGAGAGCAAAGUGUGAUGGUUUUGGUUAAGUUCCCCACUAUUGUGGGUUGGCAGUUGCUAGUGCAUAUUUUUGUAUGUCUAUCGGUAUAGUUUGUCAUAUGGGAGGAUACUCUGGGUAUCAGUCUAGGAGGCCAGGAGGGGAUAUUUUCAUGCCGGUAUCAGCUCUAGGUUGGGUCUCGGUUUCCUGUGUGUUUUACACCUGUGAUUACAGUGGGUGUGCGUAUUGAUAAGCCCCAUUUACGAGCUAGUCAGAGUCGGUCGUUGGGGUUCUGUCUAAUGUCCAGUCUCGGGAAAGGGUCAGGAGGCAGGGGACCUUGGAGGGAGGGGUAGCCGGGUGGCUUAGCUCUGUAUGAGUCAGUCAACUGCGGGCCUCUGGGGGGCCGUGUUUGGGUUUGCUAAUCUGUUGGCUAGGUAUGUUUCCCAAGGGUACCAGGUCAGUGCACAUUGCUCCUGUCUACCGUGUAGGUCUGCAGUUAAGGACUCCAUUGAGUGGAUUUCUUCCACCCUUGUCACCCAUUGCUGGAGGGUAGGCGCCCCCCUCUGUUUCCACAUCACUGGGAUAAGGGCCUUUGCCGCGUUGAGUAGUGGCAGCAAGAGGGAUUUCUUAUAUGUCUUAACGGGUGUGGGGGUGUGGUGUAAUAGCAUCGUUAGGGGUUCUAGGGUUAGCUCCGCACCUGUGAUUUUGUUUAUCUCUACCCUGAUCCUCUCCCAGAAUGUGGUGAUCUCGGGGCACUGCCACCAGAUGUGGAAGUACGUGCCGGUAUGCAAGCCGCAUCUCCAGCAGGUGUCCGGGGCACCUACGUUCAUGCGAUUGAGUACGUCAGGGGUUCUGUACCAGCGUGUUAAAAUUUUGUAGUUCAGCUCCUGGUACUUGGAGCUGAUAGAGCAUUUGUGUGUGAGAGUGUAAAUCUUGUCCCAGUCUUGCACAGUAAGGACUUCCCCCGAGUCUCUCUCCCAAUGAUCUUUAAAUUUGAGCACCACAUCUUCGUUAGUUUGGGUCUUGAGUAUGGUAUGUAUAGUGGAGAUACCUCUGUGUACGUGUGUUCGGUGUACGCACAGGUGUUCAAAGCUGGUGAGGGGUCUAGUCAGGUGUCCUCGACCAUGUAAGGACAUGAAGUACGUCUUAACUUGGUGGUAUCUGAAUUGUUCGAGUAUCGUCGGUGGUCUAUCUGGGCAGAGGUUUCUGAGUGGUUUAAGUCCCUGAGUGUCGAGCCAUUGGUGCAGAUACAUCCAGUCUGCCUGCUGGAGGCCGGCUAGGUCUUGUGGGGUUAGAGCAUCGGCCAGGUCUGGGUUAUGUGUGAUGGGUGUCAAGGGGCUAGGAGAACUUGUGAGUUGUAGUCGGUAGCGUAUAGCUAUCCACACUCGGAGCGUUGCGUCAAUUAGUGGGUUCUCGGUGUGCAGGUCAGUGUAUGUGGCUGUAUGUAGCCAAAGCCUAGAGGGUAUUUUUCUAUCGGUUUGUUCUAGCUCAAUGGUCACCCAUUGUUUUGAUGGGUGUUGUGCGUGCCAGUCCGUCAGUCUGUGCAGGUGAGCGGCGCGGUAAUAUGUCUCUAUGGAGGGCAGUCCCGUGCCCCCCAUCAGUUUUGGUAGUUCCAGGGUUGAUUUUUUUAUUCGGGUUGGGCGAGAGUUCCAGACGAACCUGCGAAUGGCAGUCGUCAUAGAGCUAAAAAAGGCUCUGGGGAGAGUAAUUGGCACUGUUUGGAGUAGGUAGAGUAUCCUGGGUAACACGUUCAUUUUAAUCGCAUUGAUACGUCCGAACCAGGAGAUGUAAUAUGGGGUCCAUUUCUUAAGGUCCGUCUGAAGUGAGAGUAGGAGGGGGAGAUAGUUAUGGCGGUAUAAUUGGGACGGGUCUUUGGUCAGCCAUAUGCCCAAAUAUUUUAAUUUAGUUUCGCACCAUUUAAACUUGUAUUGGGUGUGAAGGUGUGUUGGGGGGCCUGUAGGGGGUGGGAGGUGGAGAGCCUCGGACUUAUCCGUAUUAAGUUUAAGAUUAGAGAGUGCCCCAAACUCUCGGAAAGAUGCUAGGAGGUUGGGCAGCGAGAUCAACGGCUGUGUAAGAAAGAACAGCAUAUCGUCUGCAUAUGCGGCUACCCGGUAUUCGUGACGACCAAGGUCAAAUCCAGAGAUUCCCCCAUUCCGUCUGACCGCCCCCAGAAAUGGUUCCAGGGAGAGGGCAAACAGGAGGGGGGAGAGCGGGCAUCCCUGGCGGGUGCCAUUCCUGAUAGGGAAAGGGGCUGAAAGUGCCCCGUUAAUGCGGAUCCUCGCAGUGGGGCACGUGUACAGUGAGAGCACCCAGGCCAGCAUGUUGGGGCUGAAUCCCAUGUGUGUAAGGGUACUCCUCAGAUACGCCCAGCUCACCCUGUCAAAAGCCUUUUCGGCAUCGGUGGAAAGUAGUAGUAGUUCUCUACGGCGCGCUCGUGCUAUGUGUAGGAUGUUCAAGGCCUUAAUCGUGUUGUCUCUCCCUUCCCUACCCGGGAUAAACCCCACUUGAUCCGAAUGUACCAAGUGGGGGAGGUGUUUUGCGACUCUCAGGGCAAUGGCUUUUGCGAAUAGUUUCAGGUCCGCGUUUAGUAGCGAUAUGGGGCGGUAGCUCGCGCAAUUCGUCGGGUCCUUGCCCUCUUUUGGUAUUACAGUAACUGUGGCUGCUAACGUGUCUGGGGGAAAGCGCCCCCCCUCCAGUAUGGAGUUGAGGCCCAGUAAGAGAUUUGGUAAUAAGAUGUCCCUGAACGUACGUAAGUACAUCAGGGGCAGUCCGUCGGGUCCAGGGGCCUUAUGGGGUUUGGAGAUUUUUAGGGCUGCCGCCAGCUCCUCCAUGGUGAGGGGUUGGUCUAGGUCGUCCCGCAUUUCCGCGGUCAGCUUGUUAUCUAUAUUUUGUUCCAGGAAUUCAGUAAUUUGGCGGGUCUGUCGUGCGCGGGCCGCGUCAGUGUUAGGUUGGGGGAUAUUGUAUAGGUCCGUGUAGUAGUCUACGAACGCACGCUGAAUUCCAUCCGGCAUUCGGGUUUCAGCUUUGUCACUGGGCUUAAUUUUGUGUAUGUGGCUCGCCAUCCGACGGUCACGGAGCUGGCGGGCUAGCAGUCUGCCACUUUUGUCCGAGUGCUCGAAAAAGAACCGGGCCGAUUUUCUAAGGGUGCGUAGGAGACCCUGAGCUAAUAUGUCCCUUCUCUGUCUCCGGAGCGCUGUUAGAUGGAGGAACGUGUCUUCGUCCUGAUUUUGUUUAUGAGCUUGCUCUAGGUUGGCUAUUUGAGUGUUUAAUGUUAUCAGCUUUCGUGUAUGUUCCUUCUUCCGUUGUGUACAGACCUUAAUAUAGUGUCCCCGUACUACACACUUAUGUGCUUCCCAUACCGUCAAGGGCGAGACAUCGGGGGUUGUGUUAUUGUCGAAGUAUUGUGUUAGAGUUUGCCUAACCGGGUCAGUGUCACCCAGGUUAAGCAGCAUAUUCUCAUUUAGCUUCCAGUGCCUUUCCGCUGGUUUGUGUAGUGGGGAUUGGAUCUGGGCUGAGACCGGGGCAUGAUCGGACUCCGCAAUCAGGCCUAUGCUAGCCUUGCGGAGUAGUGUCAGGGCUUCCUGUGCCAUAAAGAUAUAGUCAAUCCGACUGUAUCUCUGGUGUACAGCUGAGAAAUAGGAAUAGUCCCUGCCAUCAGGAUGCGCCGCCCUCCAGCAAUCCACUAGUCCACUCUUGUCAGAGCUCUCCCGACUGCGCGUAUGCAAUGACCUGGUAUUGAGCUUUCUCCCCUUGAGGUGUCUAAUCUGGCAUCUAACGGAGUGUUAAGAUCUCCUGCCAUAAUUAGUAAGCCCUCUCUGAACUUGUUGAGCAAAGUGAGUGUUUUAUUUAGGAAGACAUGUUGGUUACGGUUCGGUGUAUAGAGGCAUGCGAAUGUGUAGGGCUGUUGUGCUAUGGUUCCUUUAAUGAAUAAGUAUCUACCGCCUGGAUCUAUUCGUUGCUCUGUGCAUACGAACGGGACCGUAUAUGAAAAGAGGAUCGCCACCCCCGCUUUUUUUUGGUCGGCAUGGUUGGAGUAAUAACCUGUGGGGAACCUUCUGUUUUUCAGGGUGGGUGCCUCCACUCCUUUAAGAUGCGUUUCCUGCAAAAACGCCACCGAGAUGCGUUCCGCCCAAAGAGUACUGAGUAGCUGAGACCGCUUCUCGGGUACGUUUAGACCUCUAACGUUGUUCGUCCACAGGUUAAGCGAUGCCGGCACAUAGUUAGUGCCCAUCCCUAGCUGUGCGUGGGAAGGGGUAUGGGUGAGUCAGAGUAUCGCGGGGUAAGGUUCGGGGGGGGGGGAAGUAGGGUAGUCCAGUCAAAGUCAGGGCAGGUUAGUGGGUCGGGGUCUAGGUGACUACGACUCGCCUCGGGGUCAGUCGCUUCCCAGUGUCUAUUCCUUUCGGGGUAUGUCACCAGAGUAGCCCCCGAGGGUUUGUACAGUGUGAGUCUGUCACGUGAGGUACGUGGGUCGUCCGUUCUUGGGUGAACCGUCGUCUGGAUCGCACUGCUCUCACGGCACCCAGCCCACUGUAUUUGUUUAAUUGGAAUUUUCCCUGUGGGUAUGGUGAAGUAGUACGAGGGUACCCUCUCCCAUUAUCCCUUUCCCUCUCUGUUCUUGAGGGUCUGAGUAUUGCGUGUCUAGUCGGUAAUCGGGCCCUGUAAUUACCUAACGGGUCCGGCCUCCCAGGGUGUACCCGCCCCGGUCAAGCCCCCUUGGCUUCGUGGGUUCAGGCGUGUUACCCGCCCCCUUGUGUAGGUGUGUGCCCCCCUAGGAGUGUUAUAAUGCAUGUGGACUUAAUCAAUAACAAUAACAAUAACAAGUACAACUGUAAAGACCAGACCACCGCCUCUGGCGUUCCCCGCUCCCCCCUCCCAAGGAACCAUACUCCCCUCCUCUGCUCCCUAUUCCAGCUGGGGGAAGUGGAGUCCUCUCCUGCCUGUUGGCUUGCUAGUCCCUUCUGGGGAUGGGCGGAGCUUGGGUCUCGGGGCCCUCUGGGUCAUCAUGGGACUGUCCAGAUUUUAUCCUGUGGUGCCAUUCAAGUAGUUGGGGUCCGCCAAUGCCUCCCCUCUACCCCAACCACCCAAAAAGGGGGGGAUUCUAUGGGCCAGAGCCCGAGUCUGUAUAAAUCUGGGGGGGGAUCUCCUCCGUGUCAUCAACGUCCCCGGGUGGUACCCGGUCCCCAUAAAUCCCAUCACCCCAAGAAAUAUGUGGCCCUCCAUAGUCUCAAGUCCCUGCCACACUGACUUGUGCGUAACUGCUACGGGCCCAGGGUAGGGGUGUAAGUACAUACCCAGCGUUGUGUCAGCUUCUGCUUACGGAGGUUGUUUCUUCGCAUCAACCUUGGGGGAGCGGUCCGGUGGUCUGUUUCACUGCGGCGUGGUUUCUGGGGUUGAAUGGGGGUGUGAAAACUGGGGUAUUCCUCCGUCGGUGGGUGCGCCGGUCGCUGCCCCCUAGGGCUCUUGAAUCUGCUAUUCUUCAUGGCUAUCCGGGCCACCUCUGCGGAACCCAGUUCCUGUAAGGCCCGUACCCGGCCUGAUAUUUGGAGCGUUUGGGCGUUGCGGCUGUCUCUCCAGGACCCAAUUUGGGACUGCCACCGCUGGGAGGUUCGCGGCUCGGAGGAAGCGUGGCACGUCAGCUGGCCAGCGUAUGAUAUGCCAUAUGUUGCUCACCUUUGCCUGUAAGCUAAAGGGGAAUCCCCAUUUGUAUUGUAUCCGCCGUUCUCUAAGGAGGGUGGUUAGCGGUCUCAGUGCCCUUCUCGCUUCCAGGGUGAGUACUGAGAGAUCCUGAUAUAGGGAAAUCUGGGCGUCCAUGUAGGUGAGGUUCUGUUGGUUUCUCGCUUCCCUCAUGAUCUCGUCCUUUAACGAGUAGGAGAGCAGGUAGCAGAUUACGUCUCUAGGCGGUCCCUCCGCGGACACGGGGCGCAGGGCUCUGUGUGCACGUUCUAUUCCAAAGUCUGCAGGGGCCCUGUCCCCUAGUAUGUGUGUGAACAGACCCAGCAGGAGCUCUGGUAGUGCUUCCCCUGCUGUUUCAGGGAGUCCCCUGACGCGGAUGUUGUUCCUCCGUCCGCGGUUGUCCAAAUCUUCCAGAUUCCUUCUUAACUCCAGCAGGACAUUGCCUUGUCUAGUAGUGGCUGUGUCUGUGGCUUGGCGGUGUUGUAUUAUUUGGGCACGUUCUGCCUCUAGUUCCUCUACCCUGCGUUCCAGUGCUGUCAGGUCUCUCCUCACCUCCAUGACCUCCUCUCUGAUUACUGCCCUAAUUUCAGCCAGCAGGUCAGUCUUAUCUGCCUUGGACAUCAUGUUUGCAGAUAUUGUGGCCAGGUCUGCUGCAAUUUGGGUCAGUGACUCCUCUCUGGCUGGGCCUGUUGCUGGGCUGUCUGAGCUGCUGGCGUCUGGUGAGGGAGGCGCCAUUUUGGCCGCGGCCUGGUGCGCCCGCAUGUCUCGCGGCGUUCCGAGGUACCCGUCCAUGGGACCCGCUGUGCGGCUCGGUGAGCCCGUUUGUGAGGGGCCAGGGGUGAGUAGCCUCUUUGUCUUACCCAUCUCGGGUCUAUUCGUGCUCGUUUAUCGGUGCGGUAGUGAGCUGGGGCCUAGGAGCUGCAGGGAGAUGCGUCUCACUCCAUUCCCGGUCAGGCCACGCCCCCCAUUUUAUCAGUUUUAAACAAUAUUACCAUAUGGACCUUCUCAUCUGUUCCCCCUCACCUCUUUUUUUGUAUUUACAUGUACACAGCGGUAUGUAAAAGGAAAAAUUCACAGACCUCCUAAAAGGGGAACGGUCUGUUCCCUGAGAUAUAUACUAAGUAUACAAAUAUAAACAAAACAAUACAUACAUAUAAUAGGUGGAUCUCUUAAAUUCUGCAAAUUUUCUGCAAAAUAAAAUAAGUACAAACAAAUAGUGCAGUAUGUCUUUAACCCCUUAAGGACUGGACUGUUUUUGCGAUGUUGUACAUUUGCGACCAGGCAUAUUUUUACACUUUUGUGGUGUUUGUGUUUGGCUGUAAUUUUCCGCUUUCUCAUUUACUGUUCCCAUACAAAUUAUAUAUUGUUUUUUUCAGGACAAAAUGGGCUUUCUUUACAUACCAUUAUUUAUAUAAUCUCAUGUAUUUUAAUUUAAAAAAAAUAAAAAAAUAUGAUGAAAAAUUGAAAAAAAUACAUGUUUUUUGACUUUUACUUGAAAAAUCUUUUACUCAUCUACAAAAGCGAAUGAAAAAAACUGCUAAAUAGAUUCAAAAUUUUGUCCUGAGUUUAAAAAUACCUAGUGUUUACGUGCUUUUUUGCUUUUUUUUGCAUGUUAUAGGGCUAUAGGUACAAGUAGGAUAUUGCGGUUUCAAAACAUACAUUUUUAAAAUUUAUCAAUAGUGACAUUGUAACACUAUUAUCUGUCAUAAAUCUCUGAAUAACACCCCACAUGUACAUAUUUUUUUUAAAGUAGACAACCCAGGGUAUUCAAUAUGGGGUAUGUCCAGUCUUUUUUAGUAGCCACUUAGUCGAAAACACUGGCCAAAGUAAGCAUUCAUAUUUGUUUGUGUGUGAAAAAAGUAAAAAAACUAAAUUGAACGCUAAUUUUGGCCAGUGUUUGUGACCAAGUGGUUACUAAAAAAGACUGGACAUACCCCAUUUGCAAUACCUUGGGUUGUCUUCUUUUGCAAAUGGUAUGCCAUCAUGGGGGUAAUUCUCAUUCCUGGGCUACCAUACGCUCUCAAAGGCAACGUAACCAACCUGGCCAUUUUCAAUGUAAAAAUAUUUGACCCAUAUAUUUGACCUUGUAACUUUCAAAAAUGCUAUAAAACCUGUACAUGGGGGGUACUGUUUUACUCGGGAGACAUCGCUGAACACAAAUAUUAGUGUUUAAAAACUGGAAAACGUAUCACAACAAUUAUAUCAUCAGUAAAAGUGCUGUUUGUGUGUGAAAAAUGCAAAAAAAGUAACUUUCACUGACAAUAUCAUCGCUGUGAUAUGUUUUACUGUUUUGAAUCACUAAUAUUUGUGUUCAGCGAAGUCUCCCGAGUAAAACAGUACCCCCCAUGUACAGGUUUUAGGGUGUCGUAGAACGUUACAGGGUAAAAUACAGUGCUAGCAAAUUAAAUUCUCUGGAAUUUCGGCCUGGGUUGGCAGGCAGGUCCCUCAAAUUGCAAUCAAUAAAAUUACUGAAUUAUGUAAAAAUAUUACAUAAAUACGCACGUAGAAUUUAAAUAUAUAUGCAUAUUUAUAUAUUUGAAGUCUACGUGUAUAUUUAUAUAAUUAUUUAUGUAAUUUUGUAUAUGGACGUAUGUAUAUUUCUUAUUAUUUUUAUUUAUUUUUAUAUACAUAGAUAUAUAUACAAAUUCAUUCUAAGUGUAUUUUGAUAUAAAUAUAUAUAUAUAUAUAUAUUUAUUAAUUUUAAAAUAUAGUUAGAAUAAAAAUUCAUAUAGCUAUAAUUUUUUAAAAUUUUUUAUUAUUUAAAAAAAAAAUAAUUUAAAUUACUUAUUAUUUAUAUUUUAUUAUAAUAUAUAUACAAUAUAUAGUUAUUAUAUAUAUUAUAUAUAUAUAUAUACGUGUGUAAUUUAAUUAUAAGUGUAUUUUUAUAUUAAUAUAAGUACAUAUUAAUAUAAAAAUACACUUAGUAUGGCAUUAUAUAUAUGAUAUAUAGACAUAUAUUAUAUAGAUAUGAUAUAUGUCUAUAUAUCAUAUAUACACAUAUAUAAUUAUUUUUAUUUUUUUAUUAACACUAACUUUAAUUUAUUUUCUGAUUUUACACUAGCAGGGAGACUGCCUGUCAGCACAGGCAGUCCCCCUGCAGGCAGACACUAGGACACCUAUUGUGACCAUGUGAUUGCUGUGUUAAGCGAUCACAUGGCCACAGGGGUCCUAAUCUGCCGUGGGGAGACUGUCUGGGCUGCAGGCAGUCUCCCCACAACCGGAGCCACGCUGAUCGCCGCCGGGGGAACUACGGCGAUCAGGUAAGUAGCUCUGACCGUUAGGACGGUUCAGGACCGUCAUCGGUCGGCAACGCAAAAAUGCCGAUGACGGUCCUGAACCGUCCUCGGUCGGGAAGGGGUUAAACAGGCUUCCUCAGUUGGCUGUGGAAGCCUGUUAAGCAGGCGAAACACGUUUUGGACUUUUUAUUGGACCAUCAAGCUUACCCAGAAAUAUCGGGUACAAAUAUAUAAUUUUUUUCUUAUUGUAUUUUAUUCAUUGAAGAAAUAAAACUACCAUUAAAGGAUUCCUUCUACAUCUGGCAUUCUUUGGGUUACCUACUAAGAGAUACAAGUAGCAGCACCAAGAAUCCUGCAAAAGAAGGGUCUGGACAACCCCCAAUGGUCCAAGGGAGCAUACUACUUGAGUCAUAUGAUGGUAUGACUCUAGUCUUCUGAGUUGAACCACUCUUUUACUUUAUUGCAUAUAGUGUUUUAAAGACAUACUGCACUAUUUGUUUGUACUUAUUUUAUUUUGCAGAAAAUUCACAGAAUUUAAGAGCUCCACCUAUUAUAUGUAUGUAUUGUUAUGUGUUUCUAAGUGGUGUAGGGGAUACCACUUUAUAGGAGUUUUCUGAGCUAUAAUAUUCUCUAGUCCCCACAUUGUGUACAUAUCACUAAAUAUAAACAAAAGAUUGCUUGAACAUUGAGGAACCACUGGUCUUCAUGGGUAUGACCACACGGAUAAAAAAAAAAAAAAAAAAAAAUGAGAGAUGUGCAAAGGUUAGGGAGAUACAAUUUUAUAUACAAAUGUUCCUUAAUUUUAUAAGCCAAUUUUCAAAUCAAUUAAACUCUAUUAUGUCAGCAGCCUCCAUGGAACUUAAUCCAACUAAUCUUAAAAUCAUAAUUAUUAUUUGAAGGCAUUUUUUCAUAACUAAAUACUACUUUGUUAAAAUGCAUAUUUAAAAAAAAAAAAGUGUGUGUGUGUGUGUGUAUAUAUAUAUAUAUAUAUAUAUAUAUAUAUAUAUAUAUAUAUAUAUAUAUAUAUAUAUAUAUGUAUAUUACAUCAUAUGAGAUAACUGCAAGGCAUGCAAAUCCCAUAAUGCUUUGCACAUCUACACGCUCAAGGUAUAAAAGAAAAUUGUUAAAGUAUGCAUGUAGGAAAACAGAAUCAUCACCUACUCCAAGGUGAUACUAAAUAUUUUUCACCGUUAAAAAGGACCGAUUUAUUUAGUAAUUGUGAGCAAUUGCUAUCCGUAAUCCUCUGCAAAGGUGAACAGUGUGUACACUGUGUGGCAAACAUGGUAAUCCACACAUGCAUUUUCCAUUAUCAUAGGGAAAACAUGUAGUGACAUUUUCUAGAAUGAAUAGAUAGGAAGAUUAAAGAUGAGAUGUUGGCAGGGUAAAGUAAUGAAAUCAGAUGAAAGACAUGUGGAAAAUAAUAAAGUAAUACUGUGCUUCAACGGUAAUCCACACUGAGAGCAUUGGUCUGACAGAUAACUUCCAUUAUUUCCGUUUGUACAGUACACUCUUUAUAGAAAAGCUAUUCUUCAUAUUCUGUUUGUUUGUGUGAUUCAUUCCUAUUUAUUUAUAUUCACUUGUCUUCAGCAUGCCAAGCAAUAAAUAUAGUUAACUCCACUUUUGGGUUUUUUGCAAUUUCUUUGCAAACACUUCUCAAAACAAUAUAUUUACAUGUGUGUAAGUGGCUGGGGGAGUAGGUAGGGAAAAAUAUACUUACCUAAAUAUACUCACCUUCUUCUGCUCCUGCUAACUUAAUCUGCCAGGAGCUGCUGUCACUACUGUAUUCUCACAAAGGUGCAAGCGUACACAAUGUGGUCUGUGGAUCAUCCCCAGAGACUGUUAAACAAGGGUGCCCAAAAGGUAGAUCCCGAGAUGUUGUAGAACUAAAACUCCCAUAAUGCUUUGCAUGCCUUUAGAAUGACAAAGCAUCACAGGGAUCUACCUUUUGGGCACCUGCUGUAGAAUAUUUCAUAGAUUAUCUUAACUUCAGAUACAUUCCAACACAGUCAAAAAGAGCUUUUCAUAAAUAUUCUAUUCUUAUGUAAAGCCAAAAAGUGAUAGAGCUCCUGUUUAUAAGCAUUUAGGAGUUAUUUUCACACAGAAUGUAACUCUUCUGUUUACUUUUUCAAUAGGUGAAGCUGGGCGGAGAAGCUCCAAAUUCCAAUGUUGUCCAUGUAACAAGUAGAAGGAAAUGUAAAACACUUGGAGGGCAGUGUCAUCUGCUAGACUUUGCAAGUUCGGAGCGCCCCCUAGUUGUCAACUUUGGGUCGGCCACCUGACCCCCAUUCAUAAGCCAGCUGCCAGCAUUCAGCAAACUGGUGGAGGAGUUCUCUGAUGUGGCUGACUUUCUGUUGGUAUACAUUGAUGAGGCUCAUCCCUCGGAUGGCUGGGCUGCUCCUGACACACCCUCCUAUGAAGUGAAGAAGCACAGAAACCUAGAAGAUCGAUGUGCAGCUGCCAGCAAGCUCCUAGAACAUUUCUCUAUCCCCCCUCAAUGUCCGAUCGUUGCUGACUGCAUGGAUAAUAAUGCCAAUGUGGCAUAUGGCGUAUCCUUUGAAAGGGUGUGCAUUGUACAGAAGCAAAAGAUUGUGUAUCUUGGGGGUAAAGGGCCAUUCUUCUAUAACCUCCAGGAAGUCCGAAGAUGGCUGGACCUCACUUUUGGAAAGAGAUGA